CGCGCUGGUCGCGUCGGCCAAAAUAAGUCCAGAUGGCAGUCUUCUUGCCACCGCGUCUGCAGACAAGACCAUCAAGCUGUGGAAAAUGUCCGACGCGGGACCGACGUAUUGGAAGACGCUCGCGGGCCAUACAAAGGGCAUUUCCAGCAUUGAGUUUGCGCCAAACUCCAAGUACAUCGCUUCUGCGUCGGACGACCUCACGAUUCGAAUAUGGGACGUGGAAAAGGGCGAGCUUGUUCAGAUACUACGGGGCCACACGUUUCAUGUCACUGUCCUGAAGUUUCAUUAUAGAGGCUCUAUUUUGGUAAGUGGCUCAGCUGACGAGAAUAUCCGUGUUUGGGACCUCAGGAGAGCGAAAUGCAUGAAGGUUUUGAGCGCUCACUCGGACCCAAUUUCAAGCCUGGACUUUUCCUUUGACGGGACCGUGAUAGUGAGCGGCUCGUACGACGGGCUCAUCAGACUGUUUGAUCUCGAAACCGGGCAGUGUCUGAAAACGCUCAUCUACGAUAAAAGUGGCUCGUCGUACCCUGUGAGUCAUGUGACUUUCUCUCCCAACUCGAAAUACAUAUUGUCGAGCUCGCUGGAUGGGUUUGUGCGGUUGUGGGAUUACAUGAACAAUAAGGUGGUCAAGACUUUCCAGAAUGUUGACGGGGGCGCUGUUGCGGAAAAGUACAGUCUGGGGACCUGCUUCCUCACCUGUUUUGCAAGCCCGCUGGUUUGCUCAGGUGACGAAAAGGGCAAGGUGCUGUUGUGGGACGUCCAAAGCAAAGAGAUCGUGUGUCUGCUGGACACCGGGAGCGGCAGUCCUGUGAUGGAAGUGGGGCCUAUUGACAAUGGGGACUUGUUCAGGCUCCUCAGCUGGAGCCUCCCCGGCUGGAGCAGUCUCCUCGGCUGGAGCCUCUUCAACAGGAUCGAAGCCAGCCGGAAAGAAGACCGCCGCAUCCUCCGAUGCUAAGAAGAGAACUAAGGCCAGAAAGGAGACCUACUCCUCCUACAUCUACAAGGUGCUCAAGCAAACGCAUCCAGACACUGGUAUUUCCCAAAAGGCCAUGUCUAUUAUGAACUCUUUCGUGAACGACAUCUUCGAGAGAAUCGCAUCUGAAGCUUCCAAGCUUGCUGCUUACAACAAGAAGUCCACCAUCUCUGCUAGAGAGAUCCAGACUGCUGUGAGAUUGAUCUUGCCAGGUGAACUGGCUAAGCACGCUGUUUCUGAAGGUACCAGAGCUGUCACCAAGUACACUUCUGCUACUUCUGCUUAAGUUUAACGUUUAUUUUGCGAUCGGGAAUUGUAACUUGUUCAUCAAGUUUUCUGUUUAGGGUGUAUAUUAGUAACGGAUUUACUGUUCAUAUGAGCAUUAGUAAUUGAGUAACCG
This is a messenger RNA of Ogataea polymorpha, 1373 nucleotides long. RefSeq lists its product as uncharacterized. The transcript has 3 exons. Lineage: Eukaryota; Fungi; Ascomycota; Pichiomycetes; Pichiales; Pichiaceae. Gene Ontology annotation, molecular function: protein binding. The coding region runs from base 86 to 955 and encodes 289 amino acids. The record is from RefSeq and is a predicted model, not a curated record.